AGUUCAAUGCCCAUCCAACCCGACCGUUGUGUUCAAAUUUCAAAAAAUGCGACUUCGAUAAAUUCUCAAGAAAAUUCCCAAUCAAGAUCCUAAAUUUACAAACUCAAAAUCCUUAAACCACAAAAAUGAUUGUUCGAGCAACCAAAGAUCUCGAAGAAACCAUGAAAACAGUGAUCUUCACUCCAAAUUCCUCGCCAAAAUCCACCACCACAGCAAUCGGAAACAAUCCCUCAGAAACAAGAGAAAAUUCCUAUUUUCCGGGAUGCAAAAAAGACGCGAAUUGCAACUGCGAGAUUUGCAUUGCAAGCUUCAACGCCACUCUUGAUUUGAUGCCGCAGAGUGCUCAGAGGAGUUCGCUCACGCAGCUCUCCGUUGCAAGGCCCAAAAUUCGGAGAAGCCCCGUUCCUUUCGCAUCGUCAGCUGAUGUCUCGACGGAGAUUCCGCCGGCAAGUGCGAAUUCUGGGGAGAAGGUGGGAAGGAGAAAAGGGGAAUUCAAGUGUGAGGGAUUCAUUGUGAGGUUACUUUUCUUCUUGAUUGUGGUUUACGGCGUGGAGUGUGGGUUUUCAUGGAUGAUUUCAGGGGUUUUGAAGAGUCAAUUGUGGCCGGAAUUGGUGGAGAAUAUGGCUGGGAAUUCAGGGGUUCAUGAGGAUCUGAAUGGGAGGUUCAUGUUCUUGAAGAAUGAACUGCAAGGGUUUGUGGGAAUUAGGGUUUCAAGCUGCAAUUCUGCUAAUUCUGUGUGGAAAAUCAGUCAGGAUGGUUUGUUGCUGAAUUCGCGGUGCGUGUUGUAUGAAUCAAUGGCAGAGGAGGUAAGCAUUUGGGGAUGGCCAUUGCAGACUGCUGGAUUGCUUACUGCAGAAUAUUCUUCGAGAUCAUUCAGCAUUAUAACCGGAAGAGUUACUGAAUGGUCUGGUGGCAAAGCUGGUUUUUUUGUUCGGACAGCAAAUAGUUCGUGGGUGCAAGAAAAGUGGAGCUCGUCUGUCGUACAGUUUGAUCCAAACACAUGGAUUCUGGAGUACAGACAGAGCUUUCUACUGGAAAACGCAAGCCCGGUUUCUGCUACACUGAAGUUCUUGAAGUUGAGGCUGACAAGGGAGUUGGGAAAAUUGGGGCAAGAAUUCUGGCUGCGAUCUGCUAGUUUUGGCCGUCGUUGGGAUUUUAGAAGGCGGGCCGGACGAACCACCCCUGCACCUACUUAAGGAUGUCUUUAACAGUACAAUUCUUCUCAUUACUUAUGAGAAGCUUUGGAUCAUUGGAUGUUUAGCAAUUUCUUCAUUGUAGAAGAAAUAGGAUUUUGUUGCAGGUGUUAUUUUCUUCUGUUGUUCUCGUCCUGUCUUUAGAUGGUGGUUAGUAAUAAUUGAUGUAGAGAUUUAUUAAAGGUUGAGAUCUGGUGAUUUUUAUCUUUCGUGAGAAAUAAAUAACAAAUAAAUUGAUGAAA
Messenger RNA from Salvia miltiorrhiza (redroot sage), 1435 nucleotides. RefSeq lists its product as uncharacterized. Lineage: Eukaryota; Viridiplantae; Streptophyta; Magnoliopsida; Lamiales; Lamiaceae. The record is from RefSeq and is a predicted model, not a curated record. The coding region runs from base 126 to 1196 and encodes 356 amino acids. The transcript is spliced from 3 exons. Gene Ontology annotation, cellular component: endoplasmic reticulum.